UUUGCAAAAAGUGAAAAAUUUUCUCGAAGAGGUGUUGAAAAUUUUUCAUUUGAGAACAUCAAAUCGUAUCGAACGGUACAGCAGAAGUAGCAGCCGAAGCAAAGAAAGAAUUCAAAAAGAAAAUUCUAUAAAACCAAAUUUUUCUUUGGGAAAAAGGAAAUCUAGCCUGCCAAGAUGUCGUUGUUGAAACGUUUCGCUGAUGAGGAACGAGAGUCCAAAUAUGGACGAGUUUUUGCUGUAUCGGGUCCAGUUGUUACCGCCGAAUGCAUGUCCGGCUCCGCUAUGUACGAACUGGUACGUGUCGGCUACUACGAAUUGGUUGGUGAAAUUAUUCGUCUGGAAGGUGAUAUGGCCACAAUUCAGGUGUACGAGGAAACUUCAGGUGUCACAGUGGGUGAUCCCGUCUUGCGUACCGGCAAACCGCUCUCGGUUGAAUUGGGUCCCGGCAUUAUGGGUAGUAUUUUUGAUGGUAUUCAGCGGCCACUGCGAGACAUUGGCGAAAUGACCAGCUCCAUUUAUAUACCAAAGGGUGUAAAUGUCCAUGCCCUCUCACGUAGCACUGCAUGGGAGUUUAGUCCGGUAAAUGUUAAGGUUGGCUCACACAUUACCGGUGGCGAUUUGUAUGGUGUUGUGGUAGAGAACACCUUGGUUAAGCAUCGUAUGAUGGUUAGUCCCCGUAGUAAGGGUACCGUGCGUUAUAUUGCCCCACCGGGUAAUUACACCAUGGAAGAUGUGGUCUUGGAAACGGAAUUCGAUGGAGAGGUGACCAAACACACCAUGUUGCAGGUGUGGCCAGUGCGUCAACCCCGACCGGUUAUUGAAAAGUUGCCAGCCAAUCAUCCAUUGUUUACCGGCCAGCGGGUGUUGGACUCCCUGUUCCCCUGUGUCCAGGGUGGUACAACGGCCAUUCCAGGAGCCUUUGGUUGUGGUAAAACGGUUAUUUCACAGUCCCUUUCCAAGUACUCCAACUCGGAUGUCAUCAUUUAUGUGGGCUGCGGCGAACGUGGUAAUGAAAUGUCUGAGGUACUCAGAGAUUUCCCUGAAUUGACCUGUGAAAUUGAUGGUGUGGUUGAGUCUAUUAUGAAACGUACCGCCUUGGUGGCGAAUACCUCCAACAUGCCUGUGGCUGCCCGUGAGGCCUCCAUUUACACCGGCAUUACCUUGUCCGAAUAUUUCCGUGACAUGGGCUACAAUGUGGCCAUGAUGGCCGAUUCCACCUCCCGUUGGGCUGAGGCCUUGCGUGAAAUCUCUGGCCGUUUGGCCGAAAUGCCUGCCGAUUCUGGUUAUCCUGCCUAUUUGGGUGCCCGUCUGGCCACUUUCUAUGAACGUGCCGGUCGUGUGCGUUGUCUGGGCAAUCCUGAACGUGAGGGUUCUGUAUCCAUUGUGGGUGCUGUAUCACCACCCGGUGGUGAUUUCUCUGAUCCUGUCACCUCAGCCACCCUGGGUAUUGUCCAAGUGUUCUGGGGCUUGGAUAAAAAACUGGCCCAACGCAAACAUUUCCCCUCGAUCAAUUGGUUGAUUUCUUAUUCGAAGUACAUGAGAGCCUUGGAUGAAUAUUAUGACAAGAAUUUCCCCGAAUUUGUGCCACUGCGUACCAAGGUUAAGGAAAUUCUCCAGGAGGAAGAAGAUUUGUCGGAAAUUGUACAGUUGGUGGGCAAGGCCUCACUGGCUGAGACGGAUAAAAUUACCCUGGAGGUGGCCAAACUUUUGAAGGAUGAUUUCUUGCAACAGAAUUCCUAUUCACCCUACGAUCGAGUGUGUCCAUUCUAUAAGACAGUGGGUAUGCUCAAGAAUAUGAUUGCCUUCUAUGAAUCGGCCCGACAUGCUGUUGAAUCAACGGCCCAAUCGGAUAAUAAGGUGACAUGGAAUACCAUCAGAGAAUCGAUGGGCAAUAUUAUGUAUCAGUUGUCAUCAAUGAAAUUUAAGGAUCCCGUCAAGGAUGGUGAGGCCAAAAUCAAGGCUGAUUUUGAACAAUUGCAUGAGGACAUGCAACAGGCCUUUAGAAAUCUUGAGGAUUAAAUCAAGCAAAAACCUAAUAAUUUGAUUUAGAGAAAUUUUAAAGACAAACUCUUAGCUAACCUAAACGAAUAAUAACCAAAAACAAAAACAAAAUAGAAAACAAGCAACCUGAACAAUAAUUGUAGCUGGACAAAACAAAAAAAGAUUAUCUUUAGGUAAUGUUAAGCAUAUUCUAUACAAAAAAAAAAACCAAGCAGAUAUUAUAACACUUUGGAGGCAACUAUUCUUUUAGAGAAAAAUAAAAAAGUGAAAUGUAUCUUUGGGCGGGUGGAAUGUUCAUUGAAAUCCCUCCUCCCGCUCCUCCUAGAUACAUGGAAUAUCAAUAUACAUGUUGUAAAAGACAAAAUUUUCGAAAAAUAUCUCUCUCUUAUUGAAAUGUUAUAUGUGUUAUUAUUCUAUUUUUAUUGUAUAUUAAAAUUAUAUUGAAGUGAAAAAACCAAAAAA
Musca domestica (house fly) is the source of this 2463-nucleotide messenger RNA. RefSeq names its product V-type proton ATPase catalytic subunit A. The transcript is spliced from 6 exons. The record is from RefSeq and is a predicted model, not a curated record. Gene Ontology annotation, molecular function: ATP binding; proton-transporting ATPase activity, rotational mechanism; ATP hydrolysis activity. Lineage: Eukaryota; Metazoa; Arthropoda; Insecta; Diptera; Muscidae. Gene Ontology annotation, biological process: ATP metabolic process; proton transmembrane transport. Gene Ontology annotation, cellular component: proton-transporting V-type ATPase, V1 domain; lysosomal membrane. The coding region runs from base 175 to 2019 and encodes 614 amino acids.